Messenger RNA from Stylophora pistillata, 1925 nucleotides. RefSeq names its product steroid 17-alpha-hydroxylase/17,20 lyase. Gene Ontology annotation, biological process: hormone biosynthetic process; progesterone metabolic process. The record is from RefSeq and is a predicted model, not a curated record. Gene Ontology annotation, molecular function: oxidoreductase activity, acting on paired donors, with incorporation or reduction of molecular oxygen, reduced flavin or flavoprotein as one donor, and incorporation of one atom of oxygen; heme binding; iron ion binding. Lineage: Eukaryota; Metazoa; Cnidaria; Anthozoa; Scleractinia; Pocilloporidae.
CCUCGCAUGCUACUACGCAAUCAUCCCAGACUAAGGAGAAAUCGGCCCAAAUCGAGAGUUUUCGUUUCCAAUUCAGCUUCGUGAAAGAAAGGAAGUCACGUAUGUCCCCAUGAUCACGUGGAGCAAGCUACCAUUGUAUGUAUGUGAGUAGAACUUGGAUGUCGAAACCCUGAACUCUGCGCCUUGAGGUAGUAACUCGGAAACUGAUUGAGUAAACGUGAGCAAGCAGACGACACAAUUCUGUUUACACGAGACUCUUCUCUUCAACUGCGAGCUGAGCUAGCCCUAUAGCCAAUGUAUUGGGAAGCAUUGAUUCUCGUCGCCAUUUCCACUGUGGUGUAUCUUUUUGUGGUGCGCCGCUGGUCAGAGCGAAAGUACCGCUAUCCUCCAGGACCGCGCCAGUUACCUCUAAUCGGCAACCUUCUAGACAUGGCAAAAUUUAACCACGUGACCAUGCGAAAGUUCGCGAGACAAUAUGGCGAGAUCUACAUGAUGACAGUGAUGGGGCAAAAGAUAUUUGUUGUUACUGAUAUUGAGUUGGCAUGGGAUGCCCUUAUUCGGAAAGGAAACAUCUUCGCAGGAAGGCCGAAACUGUUUAUCUAUGAAGCUCUACAGCCCAAAGGAGGAGCCAUCGUUUUCGGUGACUAUGGACCGCGCUGGAAGCUACUAAGAAAGAUCACCCAUUCAGCUCUUCGAAUGUUUGGAAGUGGCGUUCAAAACUUGGAGGAAAAAGUUCAGCGUGAGGUGUGUGAGAUGUGCGGUUAUUUCAGAGAGUUACAAGGUUUCCCUUUCUAUCCAAAGAAACGUCUCGCUCUCGGAGUGACAAAUGUGAUAUUCUCGUGCCUUUUUGACACGCACUUCUCGACCGAGGACGAGCAUCUGGAAGAAUUCCAAAGGUUGAACGAAGAAUGUAUGCGUCUCCUUGGAACUGGUGCGUUGCUUGAAGUAUUUCCAUUCAUGAAAUAUCUUCCGCUGAGCAUUCACAAGCGCCUCAAAAGUUGCUACGACCUGAAAGAGAAACUUCUCUGGCCUUUUUUCCAAGAGCAUAAACACACGUAUAAAGAGGGUGUCAUCCGGGACAUCACAGAUGCCCUUAUUACGGCAAAGCACCAGGCGGAAAUGGAAGAUUCCAGAGUGAGGGGUAUGUUGAAUGAAAAUUUGAUUAUGGAAACGCUGGGAGAUCUCGCUGUCGCUGGGACAGAUACAACCACAGAGUUUUUAACUUGGUCACUUCUUUAUUUGGCAUCCUACCCAGAUAUCCAAACGAAGAUACAUCAGCAGCUUGAUGACGUCAUAGGCCGCGACCGUCUGCCUUGCUUCCAGGAUAGAAGCAGUUUGCCAUAUUUGGAGGCCACCAUCUCGGAGAUCAUACGUCAUAGCUCUUUUACCAACGUGAGCGUCCCUCAUCGAGUGCGAAGCAACACAACCCUCGGGAAUCACGACAUCCCCGAAAAUUCCCUAGUGUUUGUCGAUCUCAGAGCUAUUCAUCACGAUCCGAAGCAUUGGAAGGAACCAGACGCAUUUGACCCAACGCGGUUCUUGGACGUGGAAGGUAACUUCAUUUGUCCAGCCACUUUCAGUUUCAUCCCAUUUGGUGGCGGUCCUCGCGGUUGUGUGGGUCAGUCCUUGGCUAGGAUAGAGUCUUUUUUAUUUCUAGCUGGCCUUCUUCAGCGUUUUAAAUUUGAGUUUCCUCCAGACUCCUCCCAGCCAGAUUUGGAACCGCCAGUGGACCCCAUACCACGCGCAGUCUUGACAGCCAGUCCCUAUAAAUUGUCUGUGACUGAGAGACAAUGAAACGAAACUUUGGGUCAAUUUAAUCAAUCCAUUGAAAACUCUGUAUUUUAUGCAAAUUCCCUUGAGUGUCUAACUGCACGCAAAAUGUCAGGGGGGGGGGUGGAGUUGUGGAAAUGUAUUUUUUUCCCAAG